Anopheles cruzii is the source of this 624-nucleotide messenger RNA. RefSeq lists its product as uncharacterized. NCBI's taxonomy places the organism in Eukaryota, Metazoa, Arthropoda, Insecta, Diptera, Culicidae. The coding region runs from base 1 to 624 and encodes 207 amino acids. The transcript is spliced from 2 exons. The record is from RefSeq and is a predicted model, not a curated record.
AUGAAGGGAUUCGUGGUGUUUGCGAUGGCACUAGCCCUGGUGGCGAGUGCGGCGGUGGAAAAGAAGGAGGCCGCUGCAUCCGAGGCAGCCGCUGCGCCGGCGGCUGCGGCCGAGGGCGAGAAGAAGCAGGAGAAGCGUGGUCUCGGCUGGGACUUCGGGUACGGAUACGAGUCGCACGGUUGGGACUCCCCGAAGCUGUCGCACGGCUGGGACUCGCCGAAACUGUCGCACGGCUGGGACGAGCCGCAUGUAACGACGAUCACCAAGAAAGUGCACGUCCCUUAUCCGGUCGAAGUAGAAAAGCACGUCCCGUACCCGGUGAAGGUUCCGUAUCCGGUGCACGUCGAGAAGCACGUCCCGGUGGUGGUCGAGAAGAAGGUUCCGGUUUACGUCGAGAAGCACGUGCCCGUGCACGUUGAUCGCCCGGUGCCAUAUCCCGUGAAGGUUCCUGUCAAAGUGGUGCACAAGGAGUACGUCGAAGUCCCGAAACCAUAUCCGGUGCACAUCGAGAAGCACGUUCCGGUGGUGGUGAAGAAGCCGGUUUACGUAGAGAAGCCGGUUUACGUGAAAUCGCACGGCUGGGAGCCCCACUCGCACUCGUACUCCGAGUUCCACUCCUGGUAA